Messenger RNA from Prosopis cineraria, 2341 nucleotides. RefSeq names its product tRNA-specific adenosine deaminase TAD3. Gene Ontology annotation, molecular function: tRNA-specific adenosine-34 deaminase activity. Lineage: Eukaryota; Viridiplantae; Streptophyta; Magnoliopsida; Fabales; Fabaceae. The transcript is spliced from 9 exons. Bases 872 to 2170 code for a protein of 432 amino acids. Gene Ontology annotation, cellular component: cytoplasm; nucleus. The record is from RefSeq and is a predicted model, not a curated record. Gene Ontology annotation, biological process: tRNA wobble adenosine to inosine editing.
CUUCAUUAGAGAUCUAAACACUGGGAUAUUGAUCCAUUAGUUUUUUGGUAUAAUCAGAAGGAGACCAUUUUUGCUCCGGUUCCUUAAUUAGAGAAUCAUUAAUGUGUUCAGUGUUAUUUCCUUCACUAAUCCCCUAACAACUAUUGUAGCUUACAAGGAAUCUUUAUAAGAAAUAGGAGCUUUUAAUGCCCUGUAAAAGUUUUUCCUUGCCUGGAUUUUCUACUCUGUUGCGAACAUUUUCAGAUUGUAUUUCCAUAGGUUGAGUUCCAUGUUGUUCGCUUUUUGAUCUUUUAUCUAUUAUUUGGAUGCAGGUGGAUCCAUGAUAGCAUCUUGAGAUUUUGAGGCAGAGAAAAUGAAGUCAGACUUAGAGUUCAUCACGUUUUUUCGCUCUGUGAAAUUGGUAAAUUGUGCAGGUUUUAAAUGAUGGAAAUCAAUGCUUUAUUUAAAGACCAAACUAACCUUCGGCGAACUCCAUCGUGUCAUGUUAGUACAAUCCGGUAAGCUUUCGUGUAAGUGCAAUCCAGUAUACCCAUCGCCGUCGCCGACGUGAGACAUACCCAAGUGCGUUCGACUCCCUCCCAAUUUUCGAAUACCUGCUCUUCUUCCUUGAAACCCUCCACUUCUUCCUCGACGCAAAUACGACAGAGGCAAUAGGAAGGGUUGUUUCAGUCUCGUGGACGGUGGUGGUUUCCGGCGCAGCGCUGCAGUGCUUUCCGGCGUGGUUACACAGCUGAAUCGAGUGAUGCAAGGUUUCCGGCCAUGAUGCAUAAUUGGCAUUGAAGGUCUCGACUCCUUCUUUGCACUGAGCUAUCUAUCACUACAAAUCUAGGGAAACGGGGGGGAAAAAACAUUGGGAACAAGUAAGAAAAGAAUGACAGAUAACAAAAUGAAUAUGUACCAAAUUGUUCACAUCCCAGACAAGGAGCCAUAUCCCCUUCACCAGCAACCCACUGAGAAUGUCAUUGCUUCAGUCAUUGAUCCAAAGCAUGCCAACCAAAUUAUAAGGAUUUUGAAUCGAAUACAACCACUGGAAAAUCUCCGUCAUGUGAAACGAGUUCAAAAGAAAAUUCUUGAAGCAGGACAAAUAGAGUUAUCUGUGAUCUUGUGUCUGGCAUCUGAAGGUGACAGCCAAUUGGAUAGUAUGCCACCGCAUCUGCAGGAGUUGAUUAGGUCCUAUCAAUUGAGUCCUUUUAUCACAAAAGUUUGUAAAUAUGCUGCAACGUCAAAAGAAGAGUGGCAAGAGCAAUGCAAGUUUUGGCCAACAUCAUAUCAUCCAAGGACCUAUAACAUUGAUGGCAUUACCGGAUUCAGUGAGGGUGACUCGCAGUUAGUUUUCAAGUUCAUGCAAUCAGCUGUUGAGUUGGCGACAUCUGAGGCUGGGUUGGUUGUCAAUGCUGCAGUGAUUGUGGAUCCUUCAGCUAAACAGGUGAUUUCAAGUGCUUGUGAUGAGGUUUAUAUUCCCAACACUUGCAAAGACAGUUGUAGCACUGACUCUUGCUGCUUGAAAAAACCAGAAUUGUUUAGUUUCCAUCCCAUUGCCAAUAAAGUAGGACCCAAUGACCCGUCGAAUUUAAACAAUCCAUCCAAUCAACCCAAACCACCUCAUACAGGUGUGGCUUGUUUAUACCCUUGGCAGUGGGCUGAGCAGCAAUCACUUAGGCCAAGUUUAUACAAGUGGCACCCCUUACGGCAUGCUGCUAUUGUAGCUAUAGAAUCUUCUGCCGUGAGGGAUCGAUGCCUUUUUCGUUCUGUGAGUGACAUUGAUGAAAAAUGUUUGGUAUUGGAUCAUGAAAAGACUUGCUGGAUUGCCUCUCCUCCAAAGAGACAGAGAACUAUUCCUGAUAAUGUCGAGGAUGAUGAAAAAUUAAAUGCUCUUAGCCAGAGUUCUGAUCAGGUGUCAGCGCGACCUUACUUAUGCACUGGUUAUGACAUCUUUCUUGUUUGGGAACCUUGCACAAUGUGUGCUAUGGCAUUGGUCCAUCAGAGAAUCAGGAGGAUAUUUUAUGCUUUUCCAAACCCUAAUGCUGGGGCCUUGGGCAGUGUUCACAGAUUACAGGGAGAGAAAAGCUUGAAUCAUCAUUAUGCUGUCUUCAGAGUUCUGUUGCCUGAGGAAGUCCUCCGUAAACAUAAUGCUCAAGUUUCAGAAACCGUUGCAGCCAGUACUGCUUAAGCACCAGAUGUGAGUUCUUAGGCUUAGGAGGAUGAUGAUGAAUGAUUAUAACUUGGGAGAGGAUUAACGAGAGAAUGUUGAAUGUUGUUAACUUAUGUAGAAUUAUUCUGAAUUGUUAUGUUAGUAACAUAAAUUGGGAGAGUUAUUAUCAAUUCAAUCAUUGAUUUGUAA